GUUGCUACGCAAUUCUUGACGUCACAUCAAUGGAAACACCACUCAACGAUUUUAUUUCUCAUUCUCAGAUUAAUUAAAAACUUCGAACAUAUUUAUCAAAAAGAGAAUUAACGCAAGGACGCCCUUGAAAAAGGGUUCGGCUAAAUUAAAGGGGUGGGAAGCCCGCUUUGAGGGCAGUGCCGGAAUUAUGCAAUGGGACGAAAGUUCAUCUGAUAGCGACGGCGCGGAAGUGGCCUUUCAGUUGAACCCGUGUAAAAUUCUCAACCAGUUGCGACAAUCCGGCCAGUUGACAGACGCCUUGAUUAAAGUAGAAAACCAAAGCUUCCCCAUUCACCGCGCCAUCAUGUCCGCAUGCAGCCCAUACUUCCGGGCUUUAUUUACGAACGAAUUGUUCCACACCGACAGACGGGAAGUCGUAAUUCCGGGCGUCUCCGCCGACAUAAUGAAAAUGAUUAUCGACUACGCAUAUACGCUAAAGAUCAAAGUCCGACCUGAUAACGUUGAGGCCCUCUUGCCGGCUGCGGAUCAAUUUAACGUCAUGGGCGUGGUUAAAGCAUGCUGCGACUUUUUGACCUCCGAACUGACCCCUGAAAACUGCAUCGGCAUUUACAAAUUCGCGAAGGCCUACUUCUGUCACAAUCUCGAGCGCAACAGUUUCCGGGUGCUAAUGCAAGACUUUAUCACCGUUGCAAAAGAUAGCAGUGAGUUCCUGCAACUGACCGCCAACGAACUUUGCGACAUUCUCUCACACGACGAACUUAAUGUCCGCAACGAAGAGCUGGUCUUCGACGCCGUACUACGCUGGAUCGAUUGGGAGCCCGAGCGUCGCAAGAGUUCGAUCCCUAAACUGAUGCGCUCCAUCCGUCUCGGUCUACUGACCACGCAGUAUUUCGUGGAGAAAGUCAAGACGCACCCCUACGUGAAGGAGUCAGACGAGUGUAAGCCAAUCAUCAUCGAGACCCUCAAAUUCCUCUAUGACCUUGACAUGGAAGAGGAUAAAGCGGUCGACCUCACCAGCCCGCUUGCCCGACCACGCGUCCCACACGAGCUGCUCUUCGUCGUCGGCGGCUGGAGCGGGGGAUCGCCGACGAACAUCGUAGAGACAUACGACACGCGCGCCGACAAAUGGGUCGUGUCUGACGCCAUGGACACGGGCCCAAGAGCUUACCACGGGACCGCUUGUAUUGGUCACAUGAUCUACAUCAUUGGAGGUUUUGAUGGCAUGGAGUAUUUUAACAGCGUCCGCUGUUUUGACGCCAUCAAUAAAACCUGGUCAGAGGUAUCACCAAUGAACGCGAAAAGGUGUUACGUCAGCGUCACCUUGCUGGACGGCCUGAUCUACGCCCUGGGCGGAUAUGACGGCCACACCAGACAGAGCUCCGCCGAGCGCUAUUUCCCCCGGAAGAACCAGUGGUCGCUUAUCCAGCCCAUGAACCAUCAGAGAAGCGACGCCAGCGCAGCGUGUCAUGAUAACCGGAUCUACAUCUGUGGCGGUUUCAAUGGGGCGGAAUGCCUGAGUCACGCCGAGUGCUACGAUCCCCGGGCCAACCAGUGGACCAUGCUCACACCUAUGAGGAACCGACGGAGCGGCGUCGGGGUCAUCGCCUACAGAGACCACAUCUAUGCACUGGGAGGUUUCAAUGGGAUAUCACGGAUGAAUUCCGGCGAGCGUUUAAACCCCGUCACAAACACGUGGACACCUGUUGCUGAUAUGUACAGCCCACGCAGUAACUUCGCUCUCGAGGUGCUUGACGACAUGAUCUUUGUUAUUGGAGGCUUUAACGGCAUGACGACUAUUUUCAACGUGGAAUGUUAUGACGGAUGUACGGACGAAUGGUACGAUGCUUCCGACAUGAACAUCUACAGAAGCGCCCUCAGCGCAUGCGUGGUUACCGGCCUGCCCAACAUCCUCGAUUACAUCAGUACGGACCGUGAAACAGAGCGCGGAAGGAAGUCGCGGCUCCAUACCGCCAAAUUGAACGAAUAGACGAGAGUUUUUGUGAAAAGAUUUUGUCUUCUUAAGUAAAGCGAAAUCCUGUGGUUUUUUAUUCCGCAAAUGUGAGAUAUACAAGUUCCGUUUUAUUUGGACUCUUUUUGUUGCUAUGCUAAAAUAAAUAAAGAUCGAAACCAUA
Molecule: messenger RNA, 2132 nt
Organism: Dreissena polymorpha
Lineage: Eukaryota; Metazoa; Mollusca; Bivalvia; Myida; Dreissenidae
Product: kelch-like protein 10
Exons: 8
Coding region: 188-1987 (599 amino acids)
Molecular function (GO): protein binding
Source: RefSeq, a predicted model, not a curated record